Molecule: messenger RNA, 732 nt
Organism: Rotaria sordida
Lineage: Eukaryota; Metazoa; Rotifera; Eurotatoria; Philodinida; Philodinidae
Source: the annotation of a GenBank genome assembly
AUGAAAUUAUUUCAUUGUGAUGUUGAUCCUGAUAUGCAAAUUCCAGCAUAUAAUGAUCGAUGUACAAGUGAAGAAAAACCAAUGGGUUUAACAUCUUGUCUAACUGGAGGUAUCAUUGGUGGUCCAAAAACACCUCAGUUUCUUGUACUUGAAGUACAUUUUAAUAAUCCUUAUUUUGAAAAAAGAAACUAUGAUGCCGGUAUUAUGGAAGUUGGACUUGAAUACAAUCCAAAAAAUUCUAUUCCGCCAGGAUCUACUGCAUUCCGUGUUUCUGGUUAUUGUGAUAGUGAAUGUACUCAAAUAGGUUUACCAUCAAAAAAUGGUCGAAUUAUAACACUUAAUAUUGAUCGACAUUAUAGUUCUCAUUUUCAAGAAAUUCGUUUUUUAUUAAAACUAAUUAAAAUUGAACAAGAUGAUACAAUUAUUCAUACAUGUAUUUAUAAUACAGAAAUUCGAACAAAUGUGACAUUUGGUGGAUAUAGUAUUAAUGAUGAGAUAUAUUUUCAUGCUAAAACAAGUAUUGAUCAAAUAAUUUAUGAAAAUUAUAAAUCAAUUCAUUGGACUCCAAUAACAUCAUCUAUACUUCAAAUAUUUUAUGAAGAAGCACCUAUUCAUCUUUCGUGUAAUGGUUCUGAUGGAAAUUACUUACCUAAAUAUAAUUGGCAAAAUGAUUAUUUUUCUCAAGGACCUAAACAACUUGACGUACCACUCGAUAAAGCACAGUGCAAAUGA